This is a messenger RNA of Patiria miniata (bat star), 1255 nucleotides long. Its product is annotated as surfeit locus protein 2-like. The transcript has 7 exons. Bases 62 to 832 code for a protein of 256 amino acids. Lineage: Eukaryota; Metazoa; Echinodermata; Asteroidea; Valvatida; Asterinidae. The record is from RefSeq and is a predicted model, not a curated record.
GUUUCUGGACGUAUACAGCCCCGACAUCACCUGCAACUUGGGGCGCACUUUAGAAAUCAACAUGGCAGCGCCCAGAAGUUCAAAAAAACACGAGCAUGAAAAUAAAGCGAAGUUGACAGACUUAAUCGAUGAUGAUGUGAAGGAGAUAGCAUCGCUUCCCCAAGAAAUACAUGAUUUCAUUAAGAUGCAUCCAUCUUUGAAUUAUAUUGGGUCACAAAAGGUACGAUGCACUUUAACGGGUCAUGAAAUGCCCUGUAAGAUGUCAGCUAUGGAGAGCUACACACAGGGCAGGAGAUACCAGCGGUUACGAGAGCUCAGCCACUGUGACGUGGAGAAAUACAGACCCCACAUUAUACCCAGCAAGAAAAAGGGGCGUGGCCACCAGCUCUUCUGCACACUGACACUGCGUCACAUCAGCCGAGAACCCGCUGAUAUAGAAAGACACAUGAAAGGCAAAAGAUAUACCAGGGCUUUUGCAAAAUACGAGGAGUCUCAGCGUCUAGGCGUGCCAUUCAAACCACACUGUAGAAUCCCUCGCAAGGACAAACAAGGAUGGGACUCGAACCAGGAACGGAGGAAGGACAGCACCACAGACUCUGAGGCCUCUGAAGCUGAGACUGAUGACAGCAUGUCAGAUCUCUAUCCAGCGGAGGAUUUUGAGGGUGACCCUUCAGGAGAAGCUGAAAGAUUAGAAGAUGACAUUGAAAACAUGGUGGUUGCUGAUGCUGAGAAUCCAAAAGGAAGAGUGUCAGAUGGCAAAAAGCGAAAGAACACAGAUGUUUCUAAACAGACUAAAGUGAAGAAGCCAAAACAGCUCUUGUCAAAAACCUAAUCCUCUGACGAUGUCUAAGCACACAUGGUGAAUGUUACAACAGGAUUUCAGAUAUUCUACAUAUAGCAUGAUAACAAGAUACAUGGACACAGAUGUACCGUACCUGAGCAGAUAGGAUCAAGGUCUGACCAUGUCCUGUUUGGGUGGUGUAAGCUUGGUCCUGAACAUUCCCUCCAGGUCUUGCCAAGGAUACGAUAGCCCGCAUCACAGCGGUAGUCCACUACCUCCCCAAGCCUGUAAGUCCUAUUCGCCAUGUUACUUUGUAGAUGGCUGAUCUCAGCUUCACUCUCCAAAAGCGAUGGGCACAUCACCUCUACAAAAUACAUAAGCACAAGUAAUUUGAGGUGUUUUUUUCUUGGCAUGGUCUUACGCUUUACAAUUGAAAACCUUUUGCAGAAUUGUAAUAAAGUCAUUGAAAGUCAA